AGCCCCCUCCCCACCCCCGAGCGUGGGGCGCACGCGCGCUCACCGUUGCGUCCCUCGCUGACGCCGGCUCGUGCACUGCAGGGGGUGGGCGGCACGAGAGCGGCCGGCGCGCGCGCACAGAGCGGUUGGGAGCAGGGGAGGCGGUUGCUCCGUGUGUGCCUCGCGGGCCUCCGCCCCGCCCCUGUCUCAGGCGAUGCUGGCGGCUGGGGCGAUGCUGCGGAAGAGGCUGAGAAGGGAGGCGGGGCCCCCCCGCCCCGCUGCCCCCCGCCUCUCGCCCAGCGGCUCCGGUUCGGAGCCCCGCCGGCCCGUCCCCUGCCCCUGAGGAGGCCCCGGGCCGAGCCGGAGGCGGCGAGCCAGCGGCCCCCUCCACGCCCCGUCUCCGUCCUCAAUGUCUCCCCCGCCGCGGGGAGGCUGCUGCCGCCUUGGAGUCCAGCCGCCCCGGCCCCCUCUCCGUAGCCGCCCCCUCGCCGCCGUCCCCUUCGGCCCGCAGCAGCAGCCGCCUGGGCGCGGAAGGAGCCCGGCCUCCCGCCUGUCACCGCCACCCGGCCGCCGCCGCCAGCCCCCGGCGGCCGCGGAGCAGCGGAGGAGGCGGAGAGACCCCCGGGGAAGAUGAAGGCGGAAGCGGGAGACAACUCCAUGAUCAACCUGUCGGUGCAGCAAGUGCUGAGUCUGUGGGCGCACGGCACCGUGCUGCGGAGCCUCACCGAGAUGUGGUACUGGGUUUUCCUAUGGGCUCUCUUCUCCUCUCUCUUUGUCCAUGGUGCUGUGGGAGUGUUAAUGUUUGUGAUGCUGCAGAGGCAUAGGCAGGGGAGACUAAUCUCAGUCAUUGUGGUCAGCAUUGGAUUUCUGGGUUCUGUAUCUGGAGCAAUGAUAACCAGUGCAGCAGUAGCUGGAAUUUACAGAGUAGCAGGGAAGAAUAUGGCUCCUUUGGAAGCACUGGUAUUUGGAAUUGGACAGACAGUACUGACAUUGAUUAUCUCAUUUUCAAGGAUUCUUGCUACACUUUGAGACUUCUGUGAAAAUAGUCAUUUGAUAUAAGGAAACCUUUUGUCUACAGAGAAGCUCCCUGAAAGUGGCUUCAGUGGCUGGAGGACAUGGAUUAGUGCAACAGGAAGCAUAUGGGACCUUUACUUCAAAUCUAGUUCAGUUAAAAGGGAAAGGACUGCCCUCUAGUGUCCACACUGUUGUACUACUGCUCUGCACCUUAUGUGCCUCAGUCACAGGGAAGGUGCAAUUAAUGUAUGUGAAGCUGUGAGAUAAAGCACCUUGAAGAGCUGCCAAUCAGGUUAACGCUUGAUGAUGAGAUCAUUGUUCUUAACAAUGUUGAAAUACAGGGACAUUUCUCAAGAAUCGGUACAUGUGCCAAAAUUGAAGUUUAAUUUUUUAAGUAUUGAUAGUGUGAACAUUUGAAGAUAAGUGCUGUGAAUAUAUUCCACAUUAAUUCAGGUAAACUAGUAAGGUACUUGCAUUUGUUUAACUGAAUCCUACUCGGUGCUGAGUGUUACCCCAUUCAGCAUAUGAAGUAACUACUUGGUUUUUGAACUGUACUUGAGUAUUACUGGGAUAUAGGACUGCAGCAGCUCUCUUCAUACAAUUAAUGUGGUUAGCACUAUAUGUAGGAGAUCUUAAGUGAAGAAAUUCUGUGAGGUUCACCACCUAUAGAAAAGAGAUUUAAUGAUUUUAUUUCUACAUACUUUGUAUUUUAUCAGUCCCAAAAUCAUCAAGCAGACUGAGAGCAAGGCAAACUAAGUACAAUCUAUUAUGUGUAUUGAGAAAUGACAUUUAAAUUAUUCCGUUAUUCAUAAAUUAUUUUGUUUGAAAUGUAGGUAUUCAUUAACCCUUCUGAAAAAAGUGCUUGCUGUUUAUCUUCAAGGAAAGAAGUUGUUUCCAGUGUGAUGUCAGAGAAGUUACUUGUUGCAAUUAAAUCUUCUUUUUAAUGAUAUUUAAAAA
Mauremys reevesii (Reeves's turtle) is the source of this 1950-nucleotide messenger RNA. It is a transcript of the gene TMEM170B, whose product is annotated as transmembrane protein 170B. Lineage: Eukaryota; Metazoa; Chordata; Testudines; Geoemydidae. Gene Ontology annotation, cellular component: plasma membrane. The record is from RefSeq and is a predicted model, not a curated record. Gene Ontology annotation, biological process: negative regulation of canonical Wnt signaling pathway. The coding region runs from base 610 to 1008 and encodes 132 amino acids. The transcript is spliced from 3 exons.